UUUAAAACGAGGAAGUUAAUUUCCAUUUCUUAAUGCCUUAUAGUCUUCAGAGAAAUCUCUAUCAGUUCCUAGAUGCAGAAUCGGAACAUUUUACGGCUGCUUUUUACACUUCUUUGGCUUUAUAUUUCCAUACACAAAGUGGAUUCGCAGGAACCAUGCAGUUCACCUGAUCCUAACAUUGCUGGAACUGUGUACGAAUCCACUUUUGCUUCUUUUGAUCCAAAUUCUGCACUCUAUAGGACAGACACAACGAUAGAAGGAAUAAAUCAGGGGACUCAGACAGAGUCAGGAGUCAACAUAACCAUUGUAAGAUCAGCAAGAACUCAAGCUGAUCUUAACUUGGAUAGUCUGUUUGAACUAGUAACUUUACCAGUGACAGACUCAUCUUUUGGAAGUAGGACUUUUAUCCGAUUAAAGUCGGCAAUUGACAGAGAUGGAAGUUCCUACAUAGCUAGUGAUGACCUUGACACUGUUGAAUUUCAAUUAUCUUGUCGUUCUUUGAAAGAUCCAACGCCAACAAAGUUUUUCCUGAUGCAGCUGGAGAUUCGGGAUAUAAAUGAUAAUGCACCUAUAUUUAGAAAUGCUCCUUAUUCUGCUUCAGUUGAUGAGUCAGCACCAGUUGGAACAACAGUGUAUUCUGGGAUAACAGCUACAGAUCUGGAUGCUGGAAGCAACAAAGAAAUAGAGUAUGCCAUAGUUCCUGGAGAUGGCAGUACUAAUGAUGGCUCAACCAGAUUUGUACUUCCUAUCACUUCAAGAGGAGAAAUUGUUGUUGGCAAUUCUUUAGACUUUGAAUCUGUUCGGUCAUAUACCCUCACGAUAUCAGCAACAGACAAGGCCAGUAACGUUGCAGUCAGGAAACAGACUACCACCACCAUCACAAUUACUAUAAAUGAUGUGGAUGAUCUAGGACCCAAAUUUGUGUAUUCCACCUGUUUUAAUGUCAACAAUGUUUGUUUUAACCCAACUUACACAACAAGUGUCACAUCUGGGUCAACGGCUGGCACACUUGUAUUUAACCCAGUACCUGUGGAUUCUGGAAAUCCCAAUGCAGCGGUUGAUAUCAUUGCAGAGGACGGGGACACUCUUAAUGCUCCGAUCACCUUUACAAUACGACAAACCUUGCCAUCUGGGUACCAAAACAGAUUCCAAGUGACCACUCAAAAAGUUUCUGGCUCAGCAAACCGAUAUCGAACCCUUGUAAGCCAGACGGCAUCCAUUGAUAGAUCAGAAGUAACUGAGCUGGAACUUUUCAUUGAGGCUAAAGAAAAUUUAGCUCACCGGUACUAUGACAGAGCUACAAUAAAGUUGUCCUUUGCUGAAAUCAAUACUGGUAACCAAACUUCUUCAGAUUGCAACAACAAUUCCCCAAUAUUUUCUGCCCCUGUAUACUUCGUAAACAUUUUGGAGGGGAAUUAUACCGAGAACCACCAAUGUAUACUGAUGAUUUCAGCCACAGAUGAGGAUUUGGAUGGCAUUGAUUAUGAUAUUCAGAGUGUUUCAAACAAAGGUGACAGGGUGUUCUCUCUGGAAUCAAAUAUAGAAGGCAAGGCUGUCAUUACAUGUGUUGGUUCUAUAGCUAAGGGACUGUCCUUCGGCAUUGUAGUACGUGCAACUGACCGUGUAUUACCGAUAUCAAGGAGAAGGAGAGGACAGAGUUCCUCAAAUUGCAAGAUGUGGAAGCAGUACUUCUUAGCGGUGCUUUUCACACUAGUGGUGCUAACAAUGAAGACGGUGAAUUCACAGGAACCAUGCAGUUCACCUGAUCCUAACAUUGCUGGAUUUGUGUACGAGUCCACUUUUGCUUCUUUUGAUCCAAAUUCUGCACUCUAUAGGACAGACACAACGAUAGAAGGAAUAAAUCAGGGGACUGUGACAGCAUCUGGAGUAAAUAUAUCCAUUGUUAGAUCAGCAGCCACUCCUACUGAUCUUAACUUGGAUAGUCUGUUUGAAUUAGUAACUUUACCAGUGACAGACUCAUCUUUUGGAAGUAGGACUUUUAUCCGUUUGAAGUCAGCAAUUGACAGAGAUGGAAGUUCCUAUAUAGCCAGUGAUGACCUUGACACUGUUGAGUUUCAAUUAUCUUGUCGCUCUUUGAAAGAUCCAACGCAAACAAAGUUUUUCCUGAUGCAGCUGGAGAUUCGGGACAUAAAUGAUAAUGCACCUAUAUUUAGAAAUGCUCCUUAUUCUGCUUCAGUCGAUGAGUCAGCACCAGUGGGAACAACUGUGUAUUCUGGGAUAACAGCUACAGAUCUGGAUGCAGGAAGCAACAAAGAAAUAGAGUAUACCAUACUUCCCGGAGAUGGGAGUAUUAAUGAUGGCUCAACCAGAUUUGUACUUCCUAUCACUUCAAGAGGAGAAAUAGUUGUUGGCAGUUCUUUAGACUUUGAAUCUGUACGGUCAUAUAACCUCACGAUAUCUGCAACAGACAAAGCCAGCAAUGUUGCAGACAGGAAACAGACUACCACCACCAUCACAAUUACUAUAAAUGAUGUGGAUGAUCUAGGACCCAAAUUUGUAUAUUCCACAUGUUUUAAUGUCAACAAUGUUUGUUUUAACCCAACUUACACAACAAGUGUCACAUCUGGGUCAACAGCUGGCACACUUGUAUUUAACCCGGUACCUGUGGAUUCUGGAAAUCCAAAUGCAGCAGUUGAUAUCAUUGCAGAGGACAGGGACACUCUUAAUGCUCCGAUCACCUUUACAAUACGACAAACCUUGCCAUCAGGGUACCAGAACAGAUUCCAAGUGACCACUCAACAAGUUUCUGGCUCAGCAAACCAAUACCGUGCCCUUGUAAGCCAGACAGCAUCCAUUGAUAGAUCCCAAGUUUCUGAGCUGGAACUUUUUAUUGAGGCUCAAGAAAAUGUAGCAAACAGGUACUCCAACAGAGCUACAAUAAAAUUGUCAGUUGCUGCAGCCAACAACAAUAACCCAGUGCUAAGUGUACCUUUCCAAGGUUACAUUUACGAAAAUUCACCCGUUGGAACCAUACCAAGGAAUGAUAAUGGAUCUAACCUAUUAAGAAUCUCUGUAACGGAUCCAGACCUAAUUGUAGGUGAGACUGGACAAUACACUUUCACCGUCAACACAGGACUGUUUAGAGUAAACAGUGAAGGAUAUGUAGAAGCAGCUGCAGUAAUAAACUAUGAAUCCACGCCAGUUGUCACUUUCACUGUGACAGGAACUGAAGUGGGAACCCAGAACCCAAGAAGUGGAAUCGUGCAAGUCACUGUUAAUGUCAGGGAUCUUAAUGACAACACUCCAGUAUUUGGUGCACCAAGAUAUGUAGACAGUAUUGUGGAGGGAGACUAUACUACAAGCAAUCAAGUUUUGCUGGAUGUCUCAGCCAGUGAUGCAGAUAGCGGAGCAAAUGGAGACAUUGUAUACAGCAUACAAAGUGUCUCAAAUAAUGGGGCUUCCAAGUUUUCAAUACAGCCAAGCUCACAGACAGGAAGGGCAACUAUAAGUUGCAUAGGAAGUGUAGCAGAGGGUGAAAUCUAUGUCAUCAUGGUUGCUGCAACGGACCAAGGUCAACCUGUCUCUGAAAGGAGGACUGCCACAGUACCAGUGGAAGUGACCGUGACCCCAUUAGGGACACGUCCACCUGUCAUCGAGGCCCCUGCUUUUACAGUUUAUGUCAGCGAGGCAGUUCCAAUUACUUCAUCCGUGUUCACUGUUCCGGCUAGAGACCCAGAAGGACUACCAUUAAGUUUUUCUAUUAUCUCGGGAAAUGUCAACAAUGACUUCGGCAUUAAUUCAACAACAGGAGAAGUUAGAACGCAAAGAGCUUUGGACAGAGAAGCAACACCUCAGUACACUUUAAACAUUAGAGUGCAGGAUCAGAGUGGACUGUCUGCACAGACAACCUUGACAAUCAUAAUCCAAGAUGUCAAUGAUAACAACCCUGUUUUUACACCCGUUACUUACACGUUUUCUGUUCCUGAGGGAAGAUCAAAUGAAGAUGUAGGAACAGUAACAGCAACAGAUGCAGAUGAAGGUGCAAAUGCAAACAUUAAUUAUCAGAUAUCACCUUUUUCAUCAACUGGUUCUUCUAGUUUAUUUACCAUUUUACCAUCUGGACAAAUAAGAACAGCCAUUGCAUUAGACUACGAAACAAGAAAUUCCCAUGUGAUUCUGAUUCUGGGCAUUGAUGGAGGAGCCAGUAGUAGAACAGGAACAGCUACAGUCACCAUUAACGUUCAGGAUGUACAAGACACGAUUCCUUUGUUUACAGAGACUAACAUUGUACGCUCUAUUCCUGAACGACAGCCAGUUGGUACAUCUGUAGUGCAAGUCACGGAGAAUUCAGUGUCUUUAGUAUUAAUCAGAAUAGUGGCAUUAUAACAAACAACCAACUUCUCCAGUAUGAGACUAAAAAUAGCUAUGUGUUCACAGUGACUACUUUUGAAGGAGAAGGUUCCAAUGCUUUGUCUGCAACAGCAACAGUCACCAUAAAUC
Molecule: messenger RNA, 4461 nt
Organism: Saccostrea echinata
Lineage: Eukaryota; Metazoa; Mollusca; Bivalvia; Ostreida; Ostreidae
Product: cadherin-99C-like
Exons: 32
Coding region: 73-4347 (1424 amino acids)
Biological process (GO): homophilic cell-cell adhesion
Cellular component (GO): plasma membrane; cell-cell junction
Molecular function (GO): calcium ion binding
Source: RefSeq, a predicted model, not a curated record